Messenger RNA from Heterotrigona itama, 9270 nucleotides. The record is from the annotation of a GenBank genome assembly. NCBI's taxonomy places the organism in Eukaryota, Metazoa, Arthropoda, Insecta, Hymenoptera, Apidae.
AUGCCUUUAUCUUUUGCUUCAUCUGCUAUUUCAAAAGCAGUUAAAGUUUGUUUAUGUUGAUUAUAAGCUCUAAUAAGAGUUGCAUAAUUUAUAUCACUUAAAUUUAUUUUUUUUACAUAGAAAUGUUCCCGUAAAAAUGUCAAGUAUUUUAAUGCUAUUUCAGUAUCCUUUGACUCAGCACAAGCAUGCAUCAAACUAUUAUACACAGUUGAAGUAGGAAUAAAACCUCUUUCUCUUAAUUUUUUAAAUAAUUUAAAACAUUGUUUGACAUCACCUUGCUGAGCAAAAGCAGAAAUUAACAGUCUAUAUAUAUACAAAUCAGGUUUAUCAUGAUUCUCUUUCAUUAUAGUUAAUACAUUUAAAGCCAAUUGCAAAUUUUUAUUACUUAAAUGACUUUUAAUAAGCUUAACAUAGUGUAUAUGAGUGAAUCUUUGUUUUUUUGAAAAUACAUUCUCCAUAAUUUUUUCUUCUUUUUUUUCCGCUUCAUCCAUUUCAGUUCUUUCAUAGUCAUCAUAUGAAAGAUCUCCAAAUACAUUAGACUUCUUUGGUAGUAUUUUUGUACAGAAUCUUUUAUUAUAAAUUGAUAAGUAUGAAAGAUCAUUUUUGCUUUGUGUAAUUACAAUAUUCCUUUUGUUGAAUUGAUCUAUAUAAUAGCAUAGUUUGAUACAUGAAUAUGUUCUGUUAUUUGUAUAAUUAACAUAGGUACAUAUUUUUAAUGUGUAUAAAAGUUUUGUUUGUUUGAUAUAAUAAUGAUUAUUUACAUAACCUAUAACAUUUUUCAGUUUUGAAAAACAAUUUGGUUUUAAAAAAAACAUUAUAAUUAAUCGGUUGAUGAAUUUCUUAGUUAAUUUCUUUAAACUAUUAUUUACACACUAUAUUUUCUUCUGUUUUUGUUACUUACUAUUUUUACAUUUUUGAGUUUCAUUAAUUUUAACAAUCAUAAUUUUCAAAACAAAUACCUAAAAUAUAAAUAUUCUCUUAUUAAAAGGAAAAUUAAAUAAAAAUUAAAAUUAAUACGUGUAUAUAUUAUUUUUAAAUAAAACGUUUCAAUUUAAUUUAAGAAUGAAAAAAUAUAAUAUUGUGAAAGAAGAAAAAUGAAUUAAACAAGAAAGAUUACAGGAUAUAUCCAUAUAUGUUAAAAACUUUGAUCAUACAAAAUUAUAUAAAUCUUAUUUAUAUAUGUUCAUAAAUUAUAAAGAAAAUAACAAAUAUCAUUUAAUUACCAAUUCUUUGUUCUUAAUAUACUAUAAAAUGGUACACUAGCGCUACGUACAAUUGAGUACAAUGGUAGAGUUAGUAUUAGCCUAGAUAGCGAUCCGCGUCAGUUCAAUAAAGGCCAUAGCGAUUUACAGAAAGGAAGACGAGGUACUUUGAAUGUUUGAGCAAAUGUGUUUUCGAUCGAGCCUAAUUAUUAACGAAGUACUAACUCAUUAUUGAGAAAAAAAUCUUUUUGAAUUUUAAUUAAGAUUAAACGAAAAGAUGGAAAAAACAGAAGAGAAUGAACAUAAUGUGCUGCGAGAAAUUUUAAGUGAAGAAGAAUUAACGCAAAUUCCUGAAGGAUUAGCAAAAAAGCUUAAUGCUUAUUUCAACGAUAAGUUCGAGCAAUAUAUUACAGCGAAAGCAGUUUUUGAAACUAAUAGAAAAAAUUUUGACCAAACUUUAGAUAAAUUACAAAAGGAUUUAACAGAGGAAAAGUCAAAUUUUGAAGAAUGCAAAGGAAAACUUCAAUUAGCAGAAAAAUACACUAUUGAAUUACAAACUGAUUUAAAUCAAACUAAAAGUGAAAUACAAAAGUUGCAAGAUAUUAUUAAAAGAUUAGAAAAAGAAAAUGCUGACUUACGUAGGCAUAGAGAUACAGUUGUGGAUGAAAGGGAUACAUUGCAACUACAAGUUGAAAGACGAGAUACAGAAAUUGAAAGAAUGCAUACUGAACUAUCUUCUUUGGGAACUCAGUUACAAAAUGCUGUUGCUGCAAAAUGUCAGGCUUUAGCAGAAACAGAAGAAAUUCGAAGUCGUGAUAUGACUCUUGAAUUUAAAGAAAAACGUUUGGAACAAGAAAGGACUCUUUUGUCACAACAAAUGGCUGGGCUUGAAGAAGAAUUAGCAAAGAGAAUGUCAGAAUUACAAGCAACAAGAGCAGAAGCUUCUGCACGAACGCUCUUAAUGGAUACGCGUUUGGCACAGCGUGAUGAAGAAUUACGUAUUGCUAAUGAAGCAAUGGUACAGUUACGAGAAUCAUAUACAUCUCUUCAACGACGUUGUGAUGAACUAUCUCAAAAAUUAGAAGAACAACGUACACAUGAAAUUUCUAUGCAUGCUUCUUAUCGAGAAGAAAUUGGUGCUCAGACUAGAUUAGCAGAUCUUUAUAAAGGCAUGGCUGAUGAAGCAAACGCAAAAGCUGAAGAAUUUAGUAAUGCAGUUAAAGAACUUCAAGAAUUAUUAGAACAUGCUACUGAACAAUAUGGAACAUUAGAGACAACGCAUAAUCAACUUCAAUUACAAUAUAAAGAAGAAUUAGAAGAAAAAGAGCAAAAGAUAGAUGAGCUUUCAAAGGAAUUAAAUCAUGCUAAUGAGUUACUGAAAAAUAUUAAACAAGAAAGAUUAGAUCAAGCUGUUGAACAACUUGCACCUACAGCAGCUAUAGCUAGUCGAGUGCUUAGAAAAGGCUUAAGUCUUACUCAAAUUUAUACACAAUUAGUUGAUGUAACAAAUGAAUUAACUUCAGAACGAGAAGAAAAUGAACGUUUAAAAUCACAAAUGGAUGUUAUUUUACGUGAAUUAGAAGAAAAAGCUCCUAUUUUACAACAACAACGUGAAGAUUAUGAAACUGCGAUGACCAACAUCGGUAUGCUAACAUCAAGAUUAGAUGACCUUUUAGCAGAAAAUCAUAGGCUACAAGAAACAACUGAUGAAGCAAAUCGCAUUGCUAAGCAUCACACUAAAGAAAAUCAAAGAUUGAAAACAGAAUUAUCAGAUUUAGCUAGACAGGUGUGCUUCCUUUUAAAAGAAGUUCAAGAAAGUAGAAGCGGUGUAACUGUUAAUACAAGUGAAUUUUCAAAUUCAGUAGAUAUGGAUAAUCUUGCUUCGUCUGAAAUUAUUAGUAAAAAACUGGUCACGUUUAAAGAUAUUGAAGAAUUACAAGAAAAUAAUCAGAAGUUAUUAUCAAUAGUUCGUACAUUGUCAUCAAGACAAGAAGAAAUUGAAAGAGCAACAGAUGAAAUAAAUUCUGGGGAAAUGAAAGAGAAAUUAGAUAGAUACCUAGAACAACUAGAAGAUAUGCAAGCUGCUCAAGACAGACAAGCAAAGAUGUUAGAUGGUCUUUUGAGACAACGGGAUAUGUAUAAAAACAUGUAUCAACAAUGUUUGAAACAAACAAAUGUCGCAGAAAAAAAAGAAUUUUCUAUGAUGCAAGAAGAAGAAGGAGGAGAAAUUGAUACAGCAAAACCUAUUAAAAAUGAAGUGGCUACUAUUACACAAGAUGAUAUUAAUAGAGAAAAAGAAUUACAAAAACAACUAGCAGAAACUGAAGCUAAAUUGAAACAGAUUACAGAUGAUUAUGACACAUACAAAAAAGAAAGGGCAGCCCAUGAACGUAUGUUAGGAGAGGAAGUAGAAAGGCUUAGAAAAGAAGCAGAAGCUAAUUCGGCCCGAUGCUGCAGAUUAAAAGCACAAUUAGAUUCAGCUAAUGAUAGAUUUAAUCUUUUACAAUCAAAUGUUGCUUCUUACAAAUCUCAAAUAAAAGUUCUUGAAGAAAAAUGUUUUAAUUACAACGUGACAAUUGGCAAACAUGAGCAGAGUCUAAUGGUUUUGAAAGAUGAAGCUUUGGCAGCUCAAACGCGGCUAUCCCGUGCUGAAGUACAAUUAGAAAAUUUACGGCAAGAAAGACAACUUUUACGUGAUUCUGAAGGUCGCCUUCUGAAAGAACGUGAAGUAUAUCAGAGAGAACGUCAAACGCAAGCUUUAUUACGAGCAGAUGUUGAAUCUAUUAAAGCAAGUUUAGAGCGUGUUCAAGCCGAAGGUCAAUUACGUGCUGAGCAGCGUUUAGAUGAUGCUACAAGAGAGUGUGCUGCUUUAAGACGCCGAUUACAGGAAGAACAAGAUCGAUUUAGAGAAUUAUCUGCACAUUUAGAAAGACAACUUACUACUGUUCAAGAACGAUUAACCGAGGAACGCAAUAUAACUGAACAAAUUCGCGCAGAAUUGGAACAAGCUCGUCAAUCCGAAUCUCAAAAUACGCAACGUAUAGAAGAACUUAAUACAAAACUAAGACAAGCCGUUACUCAUUCAAUAUCAAAAUCUUUCACUGGUGAUGAACAUCUCGUAAAGAGAUUAAAAGAACUUGAAAUGCAACUAGCGACAACACAAGCAGAAGCGAAAUCUUUGACAGAACAAUUAAAAGCUUCACGGCAACAAAGUCAACAAUAUUGCGAUAUAGCAGAAAGUGCAGAAGCUCAAUUAAGAGAAUUAACAGCGCAACAUAAUAAAUGUAAAGAAGAAUUAGAGACCGCUUUAAAAGAAGCACGUGUAGAAAUAAUAUCCCUUCAAAAGAAAGUUCAAGAAUUAGUAGAAGAAUUAGCAAAGGUAUCUAAUGGCCGACAAGAAACUGAUUCGGAAUUACGAGAGAAAUUAGCUGAUGCAGAGAGAAAGCUUGAGGAAUUAGAUGAAGUUAAAAGAGAAUUAGAAAUUGUAAAAAGUGAUUUACAUAACGCUUCACUAUCUGUUAAAGAAACUGAAGAAAAAUAUGCUAGAGAAAUGGUAUUGCAUUCAACAGAUUUGCAGAUGUUGGCAAAAUUAAAAGAAGAUGCACAAACUGUAGAACAAAAAAUAGCAAGCUUAAACCAAGAAAGAAAUGCAGCUGUAGAAGCUCUAAAUCUUGAGAGAGUAGCUUGUCAAGAAAGAGAAAAAAGAUUACUUGAAGAGAUCCAAGAAAUGCAACAAAGAAUAUCAGAUUUGGAUACACAAAAUGCUAUUUUGCACACUCAAAUUCAAGAAUUAAGCGAUACGACUGCAAUCAUGCAUAGUCAACAAUCAAAGAUAGGUGACCAGGGAAGUCCUGAUACUAGCUUAGAAGCAAUGAAUCGUAGCUUUAGUGGACUUGAAGAUGAUUCUAAAUCUGCUGAACAAUUAUUAAGAGUAAUGAAAUAUCUAAGACGUGAAAAAGAUUUAGCUGUAGCAAAAUUUGAUGUUUUAAGAGCUGAAAAUCUUAGAUUAAAAUCACAAGUGGAAGUCAUAGAAAAAAGACUAAAGGAAACAGAAGCUAUCCUUAAUUCGGAAAGAGAAAAGUCCGAAAUUCAUAUAGUAACCACGUCCAAACAUGCAGAGUUAUUGCGGAAAGUUGAGACAUUAAAUGCCAUCACAGAUUCUAAUAGAAUUCUAAGAGAGGAAAGAGAUAAUUUAAGUGCAAAAGUUUCAGAGCUCACUGCAAAAGUAGCAACACUUUCUGAAGAAGUAGUACCACUUCGAGAUACAUCUCGAGAUUUACAAGCAAAGACUGAAGCCUUAUUACAAGAAAAUACAAGUCUUAAAGGAGAAGCAACUAGGUGGAGACAAAGAGCUAAUACAUUAGUAGAAAGAGCUAACAAAACAAGUCCGGAAGAUUGGCGUAGGUUGCAAACUGAACGGGAAAAUCUUAGUAAAUUGCUUACAUCUGAACGUGAAACACAUGUUAAACGCGCAGAAGAAUUAAAUCAAUUGAAAGUAGAAAAAACUAAAUUGGAAGAACAGUUAACACUGCUUCAAAAACAAGUACAAACUCAAGGAGAAGAAGUUCAAAAAGCAUCUGAAGAAGCACGUAAAUUGAGUCAAGACUUGAACCAAGCUCUUGCUGAUUCUUCUUCUAAAGCUAAGGAUUUAGCAACCUUAAGAAAAGAGCUUGGUGAUAAAGAAGCAGUUUUGAAUGACAUAAAGAAUAAAGAGAUACAAAUAAGAAAAAUAGCGAAAAAAUACAAAACUCAGUUUGAAGAACUUGCGAAAACAGUAGAAGAAGAAAAAAGCAAAUCUGAAGAAUCUCGAAUGUCGUCUGGUAUUUCUGGAAAUGAAGAUGUCGCACAUGUAUCUCAAGAACGUGAAGAUGAAUUGCGAGAAGAAGGCAGACAAGAAUUGCGUCAAGCAAACCUAGAAUUAACAUCAAAGGUUGAUGAAUUGUCUCGUCAAAUGAUAGUUGUACAAAAUGAAGCAGAAUCGUUAAAGAAAGAGAUCGAUACGAUGAAUAGAACACGCGUUGAGAAAGAAGAACGUGUAAGACGAGCAUUAACAACUGCAAGAACUGAACUUAUGCGGCUAAGAGAAUCAAAGAAACUUUGCGAAAAGGAAUUACUUGAAUUGAAAGCUAAAUUCGAAGCUGGUGCAACCGAGUCAGAUACUACUGAACAUGAUGCUAGACUUGCAGCGCUUAAAUCUCAAAUGGAAAGUAGAAUUUCUCGUCUUGAACAUGAAAAGUCAGAAAUUCAAGCAGAAAAAGAAACUCUUGUGCAAAGAGUUACUCAAUUGCAGCGACAAGUAGCUGGCGUUAGUGGAAUUAGUGCUACUACGGAACCACCAACAGCUAAUAUUAAACCUAUGUCUGCUCGUGCUGAAACUCCAUUAGCGAGUAUUCGACCUAUGAGUGUAGUAGUGCAGUCUAGAACAGCUGCCGUUUUACCCACAACGGCAACUGCACCAGUAAUGGUUGCCCCUCAUCAGCAACAACAGUCACAACAACAAGUAGUACAUACUACUGAAACAAGUUCGCCAACUAGUAGUCUUCCAGAUUUCCAACCAGCUAGUACUAGCAGCAGUUCAUCGCAAACAGCACCAAGUACUUUACGACAACUCGUUUCAGUGAGCACAUCACAAGCUUCGACAGGGCAUAAACGUUCUAGAGCUCUUGAUUCGACAGCAUCAGGAUCUGGAAUUGUUGAAGGUGUAGAUCACAGUAGACAAGAACAAGUGCUUAGUCCCAAAGCUAAACGAUCCAGACAAGAAAUGUCAUCUACUGCUAGUGCAAGCGCUUCAGAGGUCGAGUACCAGGUACCAACAUCGAGCCAGCGGGAUCAAGACGAGGAAGUAGAAGAAGGAUGUGUUGUUGUUGUAGAUUGUGACGAAGGCGAAGGAGGCGGUAAUCAUCAAACUCAGGAGGAAGAAGAAUUUGACAAUGAUCCAUAUGAAGAAAUGGAAGAAGAAGAAGAGAUACCUUAUGAAGUGGAAGUAGAAGUGGAAAGAGAUAAUAAUGAAGUUGAAAUUAUAAUGGGAGAAGAUUCUACAAGUGUAGAGGUACCUAGACAAGCACAGGUAACAGUACCUACGAAUCAACAGCAACAGCAAUCAGAAGCAAUUAGUAGUGCUGAACCAACGGGAGAACCACCUACAUCUUUUGGAGCCCGAUCUUCACGUGGAAUUGCGCCAAUGCCUAGGCAACAACAACAACAACAUCUUCUUUUGCCGCAACAAGGAUAUGAAGAUGGCGGUGAUGAUAGCAUAGUACCGAGCACGCCAACUUUAUUCGUACCACGUCGAGGAGAUGGAUUUGGAGAAGCUGUGAGUUCACCUCAAGUUCCUCAAGGUCGUUUUACUUUUGGAGAUUCGUCUACACCAACAACAGCAUCGUCAACUCCUUCGUUAUCAACUCCUUCUGGUUCAGCAACUCGAACAAUAUUUGGAUCAUCUAGUUCCGGUGUAGCUCAAGUCAUUCAAGAAAGCAUGGAUGAUACACGAAUGGAUCUUACUCAGUUAGAAGAUGGUGGUACUGGUCGUAGUGUACCUACUACUCCUUUACAAGUUUCACCAGCAGCUGAUUUACCUCCUUCGACAAGCAGUGGACCUUCGGAAGAACAGGAAACUCCAGUUUCAGUAACACCGAUGUCAGUGACAGGUACUACUGUUGCUGAUGCUAGUGAGGAGCCUACAAUUCCAAGUAUUCGUGUGCUUGGUGUUGAUGAUCAACAGCAUAAUCAAACUGAAAUAAUUACAGAAUCUAUUAGCACAACACCGACUGAAGGCAUAAGUUCAGAGGGUGAGAAACGCACAGAGGAAGCUGGUCCUUUAAUCUCCGGGGAUGAUGACGCAGUAGAUACUGGCGAAGGCACUGAAGAACCAGGAAGUGAUAUAGUGGAAGAUGAAGUAGAAGAAAGUCGUGAAGCAGAAGCUUCUCCAUCCAGUAAUACUCGUCAAAGAGCAAUGGCGGCAGCAGCUAAUGCUGCAGCUGCAGCAAAUGGUGCUAGAGGAGCUACAGCACGGCGUUCAGCAAGAUCGCAAGAUCGAUUUAGAACACGUGGUACUCGACCUACACCUAUUGUAUGGGAAAGUCAAUCUGGUGGCAGAGGACAAAGCGUAAUACGCGGAGGACACACAACAAGAGGAGCAAAUAAUGAAACAGGAAGAGGACGUGGAACAAGAGGACGACGAAUGCGAUCUAAAUAUGCAUAUGCGCGAUUUUAAAAUAGUUUUGUAUACAAAAUCGUGAGAAAAAUUGCACAUUGCUGCUAUCCUUACACGAAUGGUGUAAGAAUAUGUUGACCAUUAAUAUAUUGACUUUCAAAACAAAAAUAUUUUUAUUUGACAUCAAAUAAUAAUUUUGUUGUACAGAUACAUUUAUCAAUGAAAUAUUUGUUAUACCUAAACUUAGAUAAAACUAUGAUAUAUCUUAUGGCAGUGUACAUUUAUCUUUUCAAAUGAAAACUAUAUGAAAUUAAAAAUUUAAUGUCGUUUUUUUAAAUUUUUAAAAUCAAAGAUAACAUUUCUUUUAUCAAGAUUUUAUUAAUGCUAAAAAGUUAAGUUGAAAUUAAAUAACAUUUAAGUUGUUUUAUUUACAUUAUUUUAAAACUGAUUUUUAUACAAUUAUUAUUCAAAUUUCAUAUAGUGUAUAUGUGAUUUAUAUAGUAAACAUAUUUAUAUAAAACAUUUUGUACAAGACAUAUUAUCACUGAAUUUCAUAAAUUAUGCAAUGAUCAUCGUAAAAGCUCUGUUACAAAUGUUUGACAAAAUGUAUUUAUGUAAGUGCAUUGCCUUUUUUAUAUUUUAUAAGCUUAAAUUCUACCAUCUUUUUCAACAGAUCUAUAAAUAAGCAUUGGAAACAUAUAUGUUGUAUGUUUCAAUUUCCAAUCAUUAAUAAAUAGCAUAAAAUAAUAAUAGCAUUAAAUAUAAUUUUAAGUAUAAUUAACAUACUACGAAAUUUACUAUUAGAAUAAAUAAAGAUACUUAUUACGUUCCAUACAUAAUGCGUAAUAUAUUUUAUACAUCAGUCUCUUUAGCAAUAUUUUGCAGUAGUAUUAUUAAUUAUUAUUAAUUAAUACU